CCCAUAUAUCAUGCUACGACCUGAUCUUGAACACCCCCUGCCUUACCCAUCAUAUGCCAAGCACGUCAAUCAGAAGACAAGCUCAAACACUUUCCAAGAUGGCUCCCCGAAUUAUCCUCUACAGCGCCGAUGUCUGCCCCUUCGCUCAUCGAGCCAGGAUCGCACUCGCCGCUUCCGGUGCAGAGUAUGAGACUGUCGAGAUCGACCUUCAGAACAAGCCCGAGUGGUACCCUAAGGUCAACCCCGCUUCGAAGGUCCCUGCUAUCUGGUACGACGCACCUAAAGAUGCCGAUCCUUCGAAACCGUCCAAAGAGGCUUUUAUCUUGCCUGAGUCAGGGUUGAUGGUCAAUUUCCUGGCGGACGUCUUCCCAGAGAUCGCUGACAAAGACCCUCUGCAAAAAGCCCGAGCGGCCUUUAUCGCCUCUCAAUAUGAACCCGUCUUCGGAGCUUGGUUCGCUUACGUCCGUUCGGACGGGGGGAAGGAUCAGAAGGAGUUUGGGGACUUUAUCCAGGCCCUGAAGGACUUUACGGAAAAGUACUUGCCGGACGAGUAUGUGGAGUCGAAGGGGUUUAAUACGGCUGAUAUCUUGAUGGGACCUAUGAUCACGCAAAUGAACAUCUGGAUCGAGAAGAACAUCGCCGACUGGCCCAACAAGUCUGCCGGACCCGAUCUCAAAGAAGCUUUGAAAGCGCCCGACUUGGAAAAGUUUAUGAAGUAUCAUGACAAGCUGGCCAACUGGUCCGCAUUGACUUCCACCCGAAAAAACACGUCUUUCAAGGGCGCUUCGGCCAAGGUCAAGAGCAUGCGAGAGAGCAAGCAUUGAGCGAUGGCUGCUUUACCGUCCUGAUCGAACAUGCUGUAUCCAAUUCAAAUGAACCUAAUCUGAGAGAAUGACCUACUG
Messenger RNA from Filobasidium floriforme, 902 nucleotides. RefSeq names its product thioredoxin-like protein. Lineage: Eukaryota; Fungi; Basidiomycota; Tremellomycetes; Filobasidiales; Filobasidiaceae. Gene Ontology annotation, cellular component: cytoplasm. The transcript is spliced from 6 exons. The coding region runs from base 54 to 824 and encodes 256 amino acids. The record is from RefSeq and is a predicted model, not a curated record.